CACUCGGUGGUUGCUCCGUUGACCGAUCAACCCAAGAAAUCCUCCUCAGCAUGGAGAGCGAAGGCAGCACGAGCCCCAACGGCGGCGCCGCCUGCGCGGUCUGCGGCGGCGCCGCGGCCUUGUACUGUCCGGCGGACGCGGCGGCUCUCUGCGUGCCCUGCGACGCGGCUGUCCACUCGGCCAACCCUCUGGCCUCACGCCACGAGCGCGUGCCGCUGGCGGCCGCCGUGGCGGCGACCUCCGGCGUGUACGACCUCUUCGCGGCUGACGAAGAAGGCGGCUCGUCCUGGCCGACGCCGGGGCAGGGGAGCCCCAACAGCGGCUCGUCCGGCUUCAGUAAUAAUGGCAGUGGCAUCGAGAUGAGCCUGUUUGACCUGCUCUCCGACGUCGACCUCGUGGCCACCGGCGCCGGCGGAACCAUGCUAUCGGAUAACGGCGGCGUCGCGCCCUUGUGGCUGCAGCCCGGCCUCGCCGCGGACGGCUCUGCUGCGUGGGCCUCCUCGUGGUCGCCGUCGGAGGCAGUCGUCGUCCCGUCGGCGGCGGACCGGGCGGAGAGGGUCAGGCGGUACCGCGAGAAGCGCAAGAACCGCAAGUUCCACAAGACCAUCCGCUACGCCUCCCGCAAGGCGUACGCCGAGGCGCGGCCCAGGAUCAAGGGCCGCUUCGUCAAACGCCCCGCGGCGGCGGCGGACGACGGCGACAACACGAGCGCCGGCGAGGCGGCCGCCAAAUUCUGGCUCUCCUUCUCCGACAACAGUGUAGGGUUCCAAGUUGCAUCCCAUGGAGUCGUGCCAAGCUUCUAGCAAUGGCGUCUGCCCAGCAAAGGAAAGAUGCUAGCGAAGUGCAGAUGCCAUGCUGCCUCCUGCCAUCCUAUUGGCGCCAUGGUCUUCCUGUCGUGUCCGUGCUCCGGUCGUGCCGUCGUUGCAGUCAAUAUUCAUGGUAAAAACCCGCCAUCGAUAUUUUUAACUGAUGACGCGGGUUUUUCGAUCGAUGGGCACAAUUUCAUGUCCAUCGGUGAACUAGGCGAUUACUGUACUUCCUCGGUUUGUUGUUAGUUUCAUGUGCUAAGAUAAAUAAAGAAUCAUGCUGAAUUCUUG
Triticum aestivum (bread wheat) is the source of this 1097-nucleotide messenger RNA. Its product is annotated as zinc finger protein CONSTANS-LIKE 2-like. The coding region runs from base 51 to 803 and encodes 250 amino acids. The transcript has a single exon. Gene Ontology annotation, biological process: regulation of flower development. The record is from RefSeq and is a predicted model, not a curated record. Gene Ontology annotation, molecular function: DNA-binding transcription factor activity; protein binding; zinc ion binding. NCBI's taxonomy places the organism in Eukaryota, Viridiplantae, Streptophyta, Magnoliopsida, Poales, Poaceae. Gene Ontology annotation, cellular component: nucleus.